Messenger RNA from Gregarina niphandrodes, 723 nucleotides. RefSeq lists its product as hypothetical. The transcript has a single exon. Bases 1 to 723 code for a protein of 240 amino acids. NCBI's taxonomy places the organism in Eukaryota, Apicomplexa, Conoidasida, Eugregarinorida, Gregarinidae. The record is from RefSeq and is a predicted model, not a curated record.
AUGAGGUGUUUAAUCGCUAGUCCUGUAUCUACCCCGGUGCGUUCUCUUGGACAGGUCGCCACUAUUGCGAUUUGGGCCAAAGGUCUCUUCGAGAGAAAGCCUCUGGACGAAGUGGUGUACGUCGUUGAUUUGGAUGAUGCUCUGAAACUACCCGCGCGAAUGGCUAAAAAUACCCGCUACGCGGAGUGGCGACUUGACGCUCACCGUAUAACAGUUGCGGAACUGCUGAGAGCUUUGAAGGAACAAUCGUGUGUGCCCGAAAACAACGUGCCGGAACACAAAAAAGCGGAGAACAAGCAGUGUGGAGAAGGGACUGUACAGCUAAGGGCAAGGAACGUGAGUCGCUUCUCUAGACGUCGGGUGAAGUACUACCGGCGAGCGGAUAAACCGCUUUUCGACGAGACGCGUUGGUGUGCUCAGGGCGUGGAAUACCCCUCCAGCGGACUAUGCGAGAAUGCUCACGGCGUGGACUGUACGGGCGACGCCCAGUUCCCCUUCACCGUCAAGGGCGAGAAGGUCCUCGUUCUUGAGAAGAGUCUGCGUAAGGGCAGGAUGCGCCAGAAGACGCUCCGACGCAUUGCUCUCGAGCUCGCCGAAUGGCACCAAGCGCAGUGGGAGGAGUCCUGUCUGGCGGUGUUUGGCCAAUCUCAACCCGACAACCCAGGUCUCCUUAGUCUCAACCCGGCCGCGACCGGUCGUCUAGACACCCGUGAGAUACCUUGA